AUGACAAUGUUUCCUGUUGAAAAAUGUUCAAUAUUUAAGUAUAAUUCUGAUGUUUUGGAGAAAGCUUUUCGUCCUGGUAUUAAAAUGUUUUUACCUGUUUUGUUAAAUAUGAUUUUAACAUUAUUAUUUUGGAUUGGAUUAUAUGAUAUGAAACAAGAAAAAAAUAAUCCUUUUAAUUUGAAUAUGUUAUCUACAGAAGGUGAUUUCACAACAGGAAAUCAAAUUUUUGAUGGAAUUAUAAAUGCUUUUAGUUUAAUAUUUCUUAUUGGUUUAGUGAGUUUUGGAUUGUUAGCAUUAGCAAUAUAUGAAUUUAAAAAUGUCAUACAAGGAUGGUUAGCUUUUUCAUUGGUAUCCGUCUUAUUUGGAGUAUUUUCAAUUUAUAUAUAUGAUUUUUUAAAAAUGUAUAAUAUAUCAAAUCAAAUUUUAUUAACAAUUGUUAUAUCUUCUAUUUAUGGUACUAUUGGUUGUUUUGUUUUUUUUACCAAAAAAAUACAACUAUUAUAUCAUCAAAUUUAUACAAUUAUUAAUUGUGCAAUGGUCAGUGUUUUAUAUUUACGUUCUUUUCCGGAAUCAACUAUCUGGUAUGUAUUACCUACAACACUUUUAUGGGAUAUAUUUGCUGUUUGGUCACCAUUUGGACCAUUAAAAAGAGUUACUGAAAAAGCAUACCAAUAUAAUGAAUCCAUUUUAAAAUUUAUGAUGUUUACAGCAGACAAUAUAAAUGAAAACACCAACACUGAAAAUGAUAAAAUUAAGUAUGAUGAUGAAAAUUCAUUGAUUUCUUCAACAUCUGAGGAAGAUGAAUUAAAUGACAGCAUUUCUACUAACAAUGAUGAUUCUAAAUAUGAUUAUGAAACUUCAAAAACAGAAGAUUACGAGAUGCCAACUGAAAUAGAAGAGGAAGAAAGUGUCGAUGAGAAUACAGAAUUAGAAUAUUUAUUUAAUAAUCAGGAUAAAGGAGAUUAUGAUAGACGAAUAGAAGAUAAAGAUAAAAUAAUAAAGAAAAAUAAAAGAAAAAUGAUAACUGCAAUGGAUGCGUUAAGUGAUGACAACUCAGUUCGUCUUGGUUUAGGAGAUUUUAUUUUUUACAGUUUACUUGUUGGAAAAUCAGCUGUCGAUAUGUCAAUUAUGGCAACAACAGCCUCAAUUUUUGCAAUAUUACUUGGUCUGUUAAUUACAUUAAUAUUUUUACAAAAAGGAGAUAUUGUCGUUCCAGCUUUACCUAUUCCAAUAUUUUUAGGUAUAAUUUUUCAUUUUGGUACUUUAUAUUUUAUUGAACCUUUUAUAAAACAAUUAUAUAGAAAUUAUAUUUAUUUACUUUAA
Molecule: messenger RNA, 1323 nt
Organism: Strongyloides ratti
Lineage: Eukaryota; Metazoa; Nematoda; Chromadorea; Rhabditida; Strongyloididae
Product: Presenilin homolog
Exons: 3
Coding region: 1-1323 (440 amino acids)
Biological process (GO): negative regulation of apoptotic process; membrane protein ectodomain proteolysis; amyloid-beta metabolic process
Cellular component (GO): perinuclear region of cytoplasm; neuronal cell body; Z disc
Molecular function (GO): aspartic endopeptidase activity, intramembrane cleaving
Source: RefSeq, a predicted model, not a curated record